Messenger RNA from Glycine soja, 2572 nucleotides. RefSeq names its product choline transporter protein 1-like. The transcript is spliced from 10 exons. Gene Ontology annotation, molecular function: transmembrane transporter activity. The coding region runs from base 186 to 2285 and encodes 699 amino acids. The record is from RefSeq and is a predicted model, not a curated record. Gene Ontology annotation, cellular component: membrane. Gene Ontology annotation, biological process: transmembrane transport. NCBI's taxonomy places the organism in Eukaryota, Viridiplantae, Streptophyta, Magnoliopsida, Fabales, Fabaceae.
CUGUCUUAACAUGUCAUAAAGUUUUCAUUAUUAUAUAAACCCAAAUCUAAACUCACUUGCUUUUUCAGACUGCCUUUCACCCUCCCCUAGCUUUGUUUCUGCUCUGCCCCUUCCCCUUCUUCACUCUCCUCUGAAUGCUAAUUUGAACCAAAGCUUGCAACUAGGUAAAGACACAUACUUGAAAAAUGAGGGGUCCUUUGGGUGCAGUAAUAGGAAGAUACCCAUCAAGUGAUGGAGUUACCCAAAUGGGUGGAAUUAUAAGGCACAACAGGAAAUGCAGGGACAUCACUGUUCUAGUGAGCUUCAUAGCUUUUUGGAUAGCAAUGAUUGUCAACUCCAGCUUUGCUUUCAACCAAGGAAACCCACUGAGGCUUACUUAUGGACUUGACUACAAAGGGAAUGUGUGUGGUGACAAGCAUGCACACCCUGGCCUUAGUGAAUUGGAGCUCAGAUAUUGGCAAAAUCCUAACCAGGUUUAUCAGAGUGGAUUGAAGGAUAGCCAAUUCAAACUGGCUGAUGCCCGCAGUAUAUGCUUGUCGGAGUGCCCUAUGCCUUCGGAAGAUUCCCUUAAUUGGGUGUGUGAUUAUCCUGAAGGAGAUAUUCGUCUUUCGAUGAAAGAUUGGAUUAAUAGGAACUAUGAUUAUUUUGAGUUUCUUACACCGGAAAUGAGAAACUCCUCUCUUCAACUACAGGGUCCAUGUUAUCCUGUCAUAUUUCCCAGUGUAAAUGUUUACUGGAGUUGCCAAUUCAUUGCUCGGGCAUCAAAUACAUCUUUGAAGCAUUGGCAGCAGAUGGGUGGAGUUAACAUCAACGAAGACAUUGUUAUUGACAAGUCCAUUCACAAGUCUAUUAAUUCUCGGUCAUCUGUCUUAAAGAGAUACAUGGCAGACAUAGGAAAGGCAUGGCCUGUGUUGAUUGUUUGUGGAGGGAUUUUGCCUCUUUUUCUGUCUGUGAUUUGGCUGAUGAUGAUUCGACAUUUUGUUGCUGCAAUGCCUUGGAUAACAGUUGUGCUCUUUAAUGUUCUAAUAAUAUCUGUCACAAUGUUCUACUACCUUAAAGCUGGAUGGAUUGGAAAUGAUGCCAUUUCUCCCAUCAUUGGUGAGCAUGACCCUUACAUUAGUGUAUAUGGGAGGGAGCUGACUCAUAUACGAGUUGUCACUAUACUUAUGACCUCUAUCAUGGUUGUCGCCAUUCUUACAUCAAUUGCUAUUGUUCGCCGCAUCCUUAUGGCAACAUCUGUCCUGAAGGUUGCUGCAAAAGUGAUAGGAGAAGUUCAAGCCCUCAUUAUUUUUCCUCUCAUACCAUAUGCUAUCCUUGCAGUGUUUUACAUGUUCUGGAUUUCAGCUGCUCUCCAUUUGUUCAGCUCUGGCGAGGUUGUUCAGAAUAAUUGCAACUCUAACUGUUGCACAUAUGAUCUUAUUGCAAAACGGGUAAAAUGCGAUCGUUGUUGUGGUUAUAGCAUUCAUUACACACCACAUAUUGGAGUUGCCAUCCUUUUCCACCUAUUUGGGUGUUAUUGGGCUACACAAUUUUUCAUAGCUUGCUCCUCAACAGUGAUUGCUGGGUCUGUCGCGUCUUAUUACUGGGCCCGUGGUGAAACAUCCCCAGAAAUUCCAUUUCUUUCUGUCUUUUCCUCCAUGAAGAGGCUUAUGCGUUACAGUCUUGGGUCUGUGGCUCUUGGCUCUCUGAUUGUAUCAUUUGUAGAAUCAAUCCGCUUUCUGCUUGAAGUUAUUCGUCAUAAGCUAAAAGUCUCAAGUCAUAGGCAUGACAGCUGCUUAGGCAAGGCUGCAUACCAAUCUUCUCAAUGUUUUCUCAGGUGUAUUGAAUGGACCAUCAAAUCAGUAAACCGAAAUGCUUACAUCCUGAUUGCUAUAACAGGCAAAAGUUUCUUUAGCGCUUCUUCUAUUGCAACAGAACUGAUUAUGAAUAAUAUUCUAAAGAUUGGGCGUCUUAAUGUGAUUGGAGAUGUCAUUUUGUUCCUUGGAAAACUGUGUGUCAGCCUCUCGUGUGCUUUGUUUGCGUUCCUCAUGUUGGACACACACAAGUACAACUCUGCUCAUAACAAGACCUCAUCUCCCCUCUUACCUGUUGUGGUUUGCUGGGCUCUUGGAUACAUUGUUUCAACCCUUUUCUUUGCAGUUGUGGAGAUGUCAAUUGAUACCAUAGUUCUCUCAUUCUGCCAGGAUUCUGAAGAGCACCAAGGGACAGCACAGUAUGCUCCACCCCUUCUCGUUGAGACCCUCAGUGACCAAAAUGAGAUGCAGAGACUCACACAAGGACCCUAAGGAAACUUGUCUGUGUAAUUUUGCUAAAUAUGACAACAUUUAGAUAUUUUUAUUAAGCUGCAUAUUUUUGCCACCAUAGUUCCGUUCUUACAUCACUUGUAUAUAUAUUGUCUUUAGUGAAAAGAUACUUGAGGUUUAGAAAAAAAAAAAUCGUUACUAAGGUGGGAUAGGCGAGUUCACCUUUAGACAAAUGGGUUAUCAUUAGCACAAACAAAACACAUUCACUAUCCUUUCCCCAUAUGAUUAUAAUAUUUUCUCAAAAGUGUCUCUUCUAGUGAAAUAGUAAA